Messenger RNA from Akanthomyces muscarius, 666 nucleotides. RefSeq lists its product as uncharacterized. The transcript is spliced from 5 exons. Lineage: Eukaryota; Fungi; Ascomycota; Sordariomycetes; Hypocreales; Cordycipitaceae. The record is from RefSeq and is a predicted model, not a curated record. The coding region runs from base 1 to 666 and encodes 221 amino acids.
AUGGUGCUCACCCUAAAGCCUGCUCGUUUCGACGAUGGCGAUGCCAUCGCCCACAUCAUGGCCGAGUCGUUCUUCUCCAUGCGCAUACAGCAGCGCCUCUUCCCCAACGUUUCCUUGAGGACCAAGACGGAGAACCAAAGGAUGCAGUGGCCACAAAGAUACUCGGCCAGCAAUGUGCGACACAACAAGAUUGUCGAUGACGAGACGGGCGAGGUAGUGUCCUACGCCAACUGGGAGUUUGUCAACGUGGACGCCUCGGAGUUGGUGUCGAAUAUCUCUGACUUGCCGGCGGGUUGUGUCAUUGAUACUGAAAGGAGAAGCAAAGGCGUAGACCAGGCCUUUGCUGAAGCGGUAGGAAAAGAGAUGGGGCAGCUGCAGCCGGAAGAUUUGCCGACCAGGCCUUACUUGACUCUGCUGGGGAUUGGUACUCUUUCCAAGCGCCAGGGAUCCGGGGCCGGUGGCAUGCACAUGAGAUGGGCCGCGCAGGUCGCGGAUGAGAAGCGCAUACCAAUCUACAUCGAGGCAGCGCAAGAGGCGGCUCCAUUCUAUACUCGUCACGGUUAUACGACAAUCAAAACUGUUCAAGUAGACCUGGGACCGGAAGAUCGAAACCCUUACAUCAUUUCUUCCAUGAUACGGGAACCGGAGUUUUGUUCAGAGACCUAA